Messenger RNA from Plasmodium gonderi, 1179 nucleotides. Its product is annotated as pre-mRNA splicing factor. Gene Ontology annotation, molecular function: protein binding. The coding region runs from base 1 to 1179 and encodes 392 amino acids. The transcript is spliced from 4 exons. The record is from RefSeq and is a predicted model, not a curated record. Lineage: Eukaryota; Apicomplexa; Aconoidasida; Haemosporida; Plasmodiidae.
AUGGGUGACAAGUUUAUCGAUGUGGAGGCGAAAAGCCUGUUCAAUGUAAUUGAAAUGUUUGAAAGGAAAAUAAUAAAUCUGUCUUACAUAAAUGAGGAGGUGUUAGAAAAACUUAACGAAAAAGAAUUAUGUAGUGUACCUGAAGAGUUUUUUACAUAUUUUAAGGAUAUAAUAAAGCUAAACAAAUUAUAUGAACAUACAGAAGUGCUAAAGUGUGAAGAAGUAGGAGACGAAUCUUCGCAAGAAAAGAAUGAACGUAAAAAUGGAGGACGCGAAAGUGAAGAAGACGAAAAUGAUGAACUUGAUGUUCUUAUAGAACACCAAGAUUUAAUAGAUAGAAUUAAAAAAUAUUGUUUUUGUUUAUGUAAAACUUUUAAAGAAAAUACUGAUUUAUGUAAAAUUUUAAAUUUGCUAAAUGAUAAGGAGAAUCACGAUUUUUACAAGUUUCUCCACAUAGUGAAAGAUUUGAAGGACAUGUUUUUGUUGAAAUUCCAAACGACAGCUGAUGAAAAGAAAAAGCGUGCUAAAAAUUUAGAAGAAUUAAAGGAAGAAGAACAAAAUAUUCAAAAUGAAGAAAAGAAAUUAAAUAACGAAUUAGAAAUUGUUAGAAAAAAAAGUCAUGAAGAAAUAAAAGAUUUACAACUCAUUUUAAUUACUAAAGAAAAUGAAUUGAACAAGUUAAAAAAAUCUUCUAAAGAUAACAUAAAAAAGUUGCUGAACGAAAUGCCUUUAAAUAAACUUCCAGAAGAAUUAGAAAAUUUAAAUUCUUUAUUCGAAAAAACGAAACAUUUGUAUGAAAACCAAAUUAGAACUUUUCAAGAUCUGGAAGUUAGUAUGGUUAAAAAGAAUAAACUGAUCGAGAUGGAUAUUCAGAAUUAUGUAGAUUCAAUCGAUGCAGAGAUUAAAGAGAUUGACGAAGAAAUCAAAAUCUGGAAAAACAAAGUAAAUGAAAAUAAAAUUAUCGAUAAAAACCUAGAUGCCACUAUGCUAAAAAAAAAAGCAGAAAUGGAGGAGAAGAGCUUUUUAAAAGAAUUAGCAGACAAAAGACGUAACAUUAUUAUGAAACGAGAAAAUGAAAGUAACGAAGCAGCUACAAUUAUUCAAUCCUACAUUAGGGCAGUUAAAGAGAGAAAUUUGUACAGUGAACAUGAAAAAAAAAAGAAAAAAAAGAAGAGUUAA